AUGACCGCGACCAGGCUUAACGCAAAAUCCACGUUUGAAAGGGAUUUAGAACAACUUGACGAGCAAGAACAGGUGUCGUCGACUGGAGGGAAGCAUCGUCAGACAUGGGCACGACCUCAAGUACCUGUGAUCGACACUAAACGAGAUCCGAUUAUCUUCCAACAGCUUGAGGUUGACGACUAUAUCGAUUCGCUUAGAAGGCCGACCAUUCGUCUAUAUGGCUUAAACGAGUCUCAGCGUGGCAACAGUGUUCUAUGCCAUGUCACUGGCUUCUUGCCCUAUUUCUACAUUCCGGCUCCUGCGGGCUUUAAGGAAAAUGACGUACCGUCAUUGAUAAAAGCUAUAGAAACUGUAUUUAAGAAUGCAAUAGGGUUUGGAAACAAACUGCCCAUUACGAUCGAGAUACAUAUGAAAGAAAGCUCUGUUCAGUUCAACGGCUUGCGUGAAAUUACAUUCGAAAGCAACAUUUCGUAUGUUCUGCGUUUUAUGAUCGACUGUAAGGUUACCGGAGCAAAUUGGCUAGAAUUGCCACCUGGGACGUACAAAAUACGUGAAUCGUCUGCCAAAAUUUCAACCUGUCAGAUUGAAGUUGAAACAAGGUAUGAUCAAUUCGUGAGUUAUACGCCUGAGGCCGAAUGGUUGAAAAUCGCUCCGUUAAGAAUUCUGAGCUUCGAUAUCGAAUGCGCUGGACGGAAGGGUAUUUUUCCCGAACCAAAAGUGGAUCCGGUAAUUCAGAUUGCUAAUAUUGUAACUAUCCAAGGGGAAAGCAAACCUUUUAUCCGUAACGUUUUCACGCUUAACACGUGUGCUUCAAUUGUUGCAACCGAUAUUAUCGAAUUUGAUGACCAGAUCAAAAUGUUACACGCGUGGCGCGACUUCGUCUCUGAGGUCGAUCCGGAUGUUGUUAUUGGAUACAAUAUUUCUAAUUUUGACUUACCUUACCUGCUGGAUCGGGCCGCGCAUCUUAAUGCUAAAGAAUUUCCGUUCCUUGGUCGCAUUAUACACUCGAAGAGCGAAGCAAAAGAGACAACAUUUUCGUCAAAGGCUUAUGGUACACGAGAGAAUAAACAUACAAAUAUCCUUUGGUUGCAGCUUGAUCUACUUCAAGUAAUGCAGAGGGAUUAUAAACUCAGAUCUUAUACAUUGAAUUCGGUUUGCGCACAUUUCUUGGGGGAACAAAAGGAAGAGGUCCAUCAUUCAAUUAUUACGGAUUUACAAAAUGCCAAUAGUGAGACACGACGCCGACUGGCUCUUUAUUGUCUAAAGGACGCAUAUCUUCCACAACGACUAUUGGAUAAACUUCUUUGUCUAAUUAAUUAUAUGGAAAUGGCCCGCGUUACUGGCGUACCAUUUAAUUAUCUUCUUGCAAGAGGCCAACAGAUAAAAGUGUUAUCUCAACUUUUUAGGAAAGCCUUCGAACAAGAUUUAGUGAUUCCUGCUAUGAGACCGGAAGGAACUGAUGAUCCAUAUGAAGGAGCGACUGUUAUUGAGCCCAAAAAAGGGUAUUACGAUGUUCCCAUUGCAACACUCGACUUUAGCUCAUUGUAUCCAUCCAUCAUGAUCGCCCACAAUAUAUGUUAUACGACUUUGCUGAGCUCACAAGAUGUAGACGCUUUAAAAUUAAGGGCCGAUGUAGAUUAUAUUGUUACUCCUAAUAAUGCGCGGUUCGCAAAAAAGCAUCUACGUAAAGGAUUACUUCCUACCAUAUUGGAAGACUUACUCACUGCACGCAAAAGAGCAAAAGCUGAUUUAAAGAAAGAGACCGAUCCUUUUAAAAAAGCCGUGCUUGAUGGCAGGCAAUUAGCAUUGAAGCUUAGCGCAAAUUCCGUUUACGGAUUUACUGGGGCCACUGCUGGCAAACUCCCCUGCUUAGAGAUAUCAUCGAGCGUAACUGCAUACGGACGCCAGAUGAUUGAGAAGACCAAACAAGAGUUAGAAAAUCAGUUCACUCAAUCUAAUGGUUAUCAGCACGAUAUUGAAGUGAUUUAUGGAGACACUGAUUCUGUUAUGGUUAAAUUCGGCGUAAACGAUUUGAGGGAUACUAUGAGAUUAGGGAAAGAGGCAGCAGAUUAUGUGACUGCGAAAUUCAUAAAACCCAUAAAUUUGGAAUUUGAAAAAAUAUAUUAUCCAUAUCUUCUGAUCAGUAAAAAGAGAUAUGCUGGCCUUUAUUGGACAAAACCUGAAAAGUGGGAUAAGUUGGAUACGAAGGGUAUAGAAGUAGUACAAAAUGUGAUCGAAACAUGUCUUCGAAAAAUACUUAUUGACAGAGAAGUAAAAGGAGCAGAGGAAUAUGCAAAGCGCACUAUAGCCGAUCUUCUGCAAAAUAAAAUUGAUAUGUCUCAACUUGUGAUUACCAAAGCUCUUAGCAAGUCAGAUUAUGCGGGAAAGCAAGCGCACGUAGAAUUGGCCGAACGAAUGCGAAAACGAGACGCUGGUUCUGCCCCAACUCUUGGGGAUCGAGUGGCGUACGUAAUAGUGAAAGCAUCUAAAGGCGCCGCUGCUUACGAGAAAUCGGAAGAUCCGAUAUACGUCCUUGAAAAUAAUAUACCAAUCGAUACCAAAUACUAUUUGGAAAAUCAACUUUCUAAGCCGUUGUUACGCAUUUUUGAACCGAUAUUAGGGGACAGAGCUGGGUCUCUAUUGGCGGGAGAUCAUACACGCGUUAUACAAGUGGCGACACCCACAGUCGGUGGUCUAAUGAAAUUUGCUGUUAAGACUGCUACUUGUUUAGGAUGUAGGACACCUCUUUCAAAACAUGAAUCAGUAGUUUGUCGUCAUUGUCAACCGAAAACAGGCGAAUUAUAUCGAAAACAACUUGAUUCCGUUAACAAACUUGAAACUCGCUUUGCGAGACUUUGGACUCAGUGUCAACGAUGCCAAGGCAGCCUGCAUCAAGACGUCAUAUGCACAAACAGUAGCUGUCCAAUAUACUUUGCUCGAAAGAAGGCGCAGAAGGAUGUUCAAGACUCGACAACAGUUUUAGAGCGAUUUAAUUGUACUUGGUGA
Molecule: messenger RNA, 3006 nt
Organism: Paraglomus occultum
Lineage: Eukaryota; Fungi; Glomeromycota; Glomeromycetes; Paraglomerales; Paraglomeraceae
Source: the annotation of a GenBank genome assembly